Messenger RNA from Triticum dicoccoides, 2847 nucleotides. RefSeq lists its product as uncharacterized. The transcript is spliced from 4 exons. The coding region runs from base 1048 to 2499 and encodes 483 amino acids. The record is from RefSeq and is a predicted model, not a curated record. Lineage: Eukaryota; Viridiplantae; Streptophyta; Magnoliopsida; Poales; Poaceae.
CUCGAUCCCCGUCUCCUUGUCCCGCCGCCGGACGCCCGCGCCUCCCGCUCCCAGCGCCGGCCCUCUUCCUUCCCCACAGCGAGGAGCUCCCAGCUGCGCCCGACGCCCUCCUCUGCCCCGCGCCUCCAAGCUCCACCUCCGCCGCUGUCAUCCACCCGAUCCGAGGCCGCCGGAUCUCACCGUCUCCUUGUGCCUCCGCUGCCCCGUCGCCAGCAGCGCACACCAACUGCCUAAACCGGCCACGCCCAGGUCCCAGCCGGCAGCCCGUCAACCAUCUCCACCGGCAAGCCCUAGCUCUCCCCUGGUCGUUUCCAUUCUUUUAGUCCAUCGCUGGCUCCUGCAUCCACUGUCUCUCCACAUCUCACCACCUAGCUAGCUAAUGGAGGUGCCGGCGGAGAUGGUUGGCUCCGUGGCUCUCUCCGCCACAUCCGCUCUGUUGAAGGAGGUGACCAUGCAGCCCGAUUUCCUGGAUGAUAUGGCCAGGGACGAUUCCAAGGGGGGACGAGGGGGGGCGAGACCCCCCCUAUCGAUCACGUUGGCCCUUGAUAGCGAUUAGGUAUAGCAGCUUUUUUUGCGUACGCAGACACUUUGUGGCCUGUCUCGCCCCCCCUGUGGCUCCCAUAGUCAAAGGCUCAAAGCCCAUGAAUUGUCUGCAAUUAGUAGUAAUCCGUGGGAGAGAAGGCCCAAAUAUCAGUAGAAGGAAUAAAAAAAAGCCCACUGUGGAAGAGAAGGACCCAGGCUCAAGACGCACGUACUCACGGUAGUUCCAUCUCUAAUCGCUUCGUUUCCGAUCUGCUAGUUCUUGCGAUCCAAAACACCUGCUCGCGCGCUGCAGCCGGCCGCCUGUAGAUCGGCUACCGUCGAGAAGGGAAGGGCGGAAGGCGACAGGGAAGCACUCCCUCGUUGAUCCACAGGUGCAUUGGCCGGCCGCUCGGAUGAGGAAAAAAGAUCUGAGGAAGAUAGCUGAAUCAAUUCAUAAAAUUUCCAAGCCAAUUGGUUCAUGGCCUCAUGCUCUCAGCUAUGUGAACAUGACGUCUUCUAUGCUCGAUGUGUGGAACUCGCCUCUCCUAUAUCAAAUUCCUGGCUCCGUCCCUGGAUAUGGCCUUCGUCACCCACGAGCUUAAUAUCACAACGGACUUGCUUGCGGUCGCCGCGAGGCAGCAGACGGGAGAUGGCAAAGAGUUGCUACGGAAUUAUCUCAAGCAAAUCCAGGACAUCUCCUUUGAGUUCGAGGAUUAUCAAGAUAAUCAUCUCAUGGUUCAUCUGGAUGAAAAAUCUAGGAGGCACAUCAUCAAUCUGCUGGUGGACCAGCACAAUAUUGCUAGGUUAAAGGAGCUCCGCACGAAACUCGAGCCCCUCAGCAAGAUGCUGCGCAGAGCCUUUGGCAAGCCUGCCUCCUCACCUAAUGCAGCUGCUCUGUCGUAUGUUGCAUAUGAUGAGUAUGUGUUAAAUGGCGAUUGUGAAGCGACUCAUGCUUAUGAUGGAAUUCCCCUAGAACAGUAUAAACAGAUUAACCAAAUCUUGCUUGAGUAUAAUAAGGAUUCUAUGGAGCAUGGUGUCCCUGUUCUGCCUGGGGAAAUUGUUCUGCCUGGGGAAACUGUUCUGCCUACAGACUAUCAGAUUGCAAGUGAGCUAGGCAAAAGAAUUAUACGGAUAAUACUUAAAUCACUUAGGGCAAACGAGCUUAGCUCUCAGUGUUUUACCCAGUUUGCUGAAUCCUAUAUACUAAUUGUGGGUUCUUUUGGUAUGGUCAAGUUAAAAAAUGUCAGUAUUCUUCGAAAUCUUCCUGCAGAUGUUCUGCUUGAGCGUCAAAGAAGCAACUACAUGUCUGCCCACAAUAUUAUUUUAGGUUUGUUCUCAGGCAACCCUCCUCAAGGCAUUCGGCACCUUCUGGAUUUAAUUGACGUUGACUUUACGCCAAGAGAACUCUUUCAUGUUCACGGAUCAUUGGUGCCAGUUGAAAGGUAUUGGAGUCGCUUACAAAACAUGUAUGAAUACAUCCAAUCGCACCCCCCAAAAGCAUAUAUUACAGCAAUCUUGGAUUCACUGCCCUAUGUUGAUACCUGGAAGGAUCGAAUUAAGACUAAUGAACUUCUCCUGAUACCUUUCAAUUAUAAUCCAAAAAGCUAUCAAGUUCCAUCUGAUGAUCCAAAACAAGCAUGCCUCAGUAAGGGCCAAAAGGCAGCACUUGAAGGCAUAGGUGUAACUCCAGAGCCACAUCAGACCCCAGCUCAAAUUAAGUGGAUUGGAGCUCUUCAGCUUUUAAAGUAUUUGAGAAAUAGGACCGCCCACAGGAUGGAUGCGUGGGAGAAGUGGAUUGAGCCUAAACUGGCGGCUAAAGCUCAAGGGUCUGAGGUUGACACGGCUAAUCUGGCUUAUAAUGCGCAAGGGUCUGACCUUGUCACUUAUAUACGGUUUCCUCUGAUUGUUCCACAUAUGCAGGUGGAGCUUUACAAGAGGAACGAGCAUCAUAAAAUUCGUAUGAAUGAGUUAUUUUAAAUCAUCCGUCCAACAUGAGUGCAGAAGCAACAUUGGAUGGCUGUGCAGAAGGACUUUUCACGAAGCUUGCUGCAUAGAACUACGAUCAAGUUGUCGAAGGUGGUGUCUGAAGCAUUCCAUUCAAAUCCUGGCUGUUGUCCUGUCACGUGAGAGGCCUGGAAAAUGGAUAGCGUACUGUCUGUAGAUUCAGUUGUGUAUUCGCAGUUGAUGGAUAUGUUUUGGUUCAUUGUUGUGCUUGUAAUAAUGGUACUAGAAGCGAAGCUGUUUGUGCUUUGUCGGCGUGCUGGUUUGGCGCUCGGCAAUGUGUUGUUAUCUUUGUUCAAAACCUCUAAAUCAUGUGAAUCUGGU